UUAGCAACAAAUUAAAUUGGAAAAAAGCACCAUUGCAGAAAACUAAACGAGCUUCUAGUUCUACAAUUCAAAAAUAGUUUAUUUUGUUAGAAGAAACCUGAGUGUAGUUACAAUUGUGGCCACCAGAGGGCUACUGUGAUAGAGGCAAAACAUAACCACACUUUUUGCAGAAGGUAAAUAUUUUUGUUGUACACGAUGUCUGGAGCUAGAGCCUUGCCCCAAAGCAAAGAAGCGCUCCUCAAGUCCUACCGGACGCGCCUGAAGGACGAUGUUAAGAGCAUGUUGGAGAACUUUGAAGAGAUUGUUAAGCUCGCUAAAGGUGAACACGACACACAGCUGUCUCGGAUGACCCAGUGCGAGCAAGACACCUACGAAAUGCACGUUCGAGCGGCUAAUAUAGUGCGAGCUGGGGAGUCUUUAAUGAAACUAGUCUCAGACAUCAAACAGUACCUGAUUUUGAACGAUUUCCCGUCUGUGAAUGAAGCGAUCACGCAAAACUCGAAGCUCUUCAGGACAAAGCAGGCUGAAUGUGACCAAAAACUGAUGUCUUUGAGGGACGACAUGGCCGCGGAUUUGUACGACCUUGAAGAAGAGUAUUACAGUAGUUUGAAUAAAUAGUUUAUUGAAAUUGUAA
This is a messenger RNA of Zophobas morio, 634 nucleotides long. It is a transcript of the gene MED22, whose product is annotated as mediator of RNA polymerase II transcription subunit 22. The record is from RefSeq and is a predicted model, not a curated record. Gene Ontology annotation, cellular component: mediator complex. The coding region runs from base 196 to 618 and encodes 140 amino acids. Gene Ontology annotation, biological process: regulation of transcription by RNA polymerase II. The transcript has 3 exons. Gene Ontology annotation, molecular function: transcription coregulator activity. NCBI's taxonomy places the organism in Eukaryota, Metazoa, Arthropoda, Insecta, Coleoptera, Tenebrionidae.